AUGGCGAGGCGCAAGCAGAGCGCGCCUCUCAAGGCAUCCAAAUCUCCCAUCGAUGAGCCCCCGACGAAGCGCCGGAAGAAAUCCGUGGAAUCGGUGAGCAAGAAAUGGCAGGAUGUAGUGUCAGUGUCGAUCGACAGAGAGAAGGACGCAGAGAUUGGGGAAAUUGCCCUGGAGGAUAUUUCCGUCUCCCCGCUGGAAUCCUCGAGCGACGGCAAUCCAGGGGUGAGGCUCCGGUUCUCAAGCAGCGCCUCAAGAUUCGGUCAGCUGGGAGUAGUGGACGAUUUGUCGCUGGAGGUUUUCCAGGAGGAAAGUGUGAUCUCUGGGAAGCUGGAUUGUGCGCAAGAGAUCUACUCGAGCUUGGUGUUGCUUGUGAAGAAGAGGUUCGCAGGCUUAAGGUACGAAGCUGAGAGAGUCCGAGUUUUUAUCACCAGUGGAUUAUUUCUGGCAUGUGAAGAGGAAUCAAGCCAUAUGCUGCGAAGAUCUCUUCAGAGUUUGAUCGUUUGGUUGAGGCCGGAGCUCUCUAUCGGUUUCUUCUACGGCCCCGAGACAAGAAGUAAGAGCCAGAAUGAGGUGUUUGAUCCUUCGAGCUUAUACCGAGGAGUUCAGAGACAAAGAGAUGAGCCAUGCUGGAGCGUCGCUCUUGAGGGGCUAUUGCCGGAACUUAGAACUUACCAACAACAAGCAGUGUUUUGGAUGGUUCAGCGAGAAACAGCCGACCCGGCUGUGGAAGAAGUCAUGCGAAAGAGGCACCCGCUUUGGGUAUUAGUGGAGUCUUUGGAUAAAGAGAAGUCUUUCUACUACAACGUUUUCAAUGGGAUGGUUUCUCGCGAGCCUCGAGAUUGUUGUAGCUACGUUCGUGGGGGCAUACUAGCUGAUGAAAUGGGGCUUGGAAAAACUGUUGAGGUGCUGGCUUGCAUUCUAGCAAACAGACACGAAGGACCUGCAAUGUGGGAGUCUGCGGUUGAGAAACUGCAGCAAAGGCUGGAUGAACGUAAGAACGAGAGAGUUGAAUGCAUCUGCGGCGAUGAUGACGCUGGCGGCAUGAUGGUUCAGUGCGAUCAUUGCCAUGUCUGGCAGCAUACAUCUUGCGUUGGCUAUUCGCCUCCAAAAAAGAAGAAAGCCAGGAAGAGCAAGGGAGCAGACGAAGAUGACGACGCUUUUGCUUGCGAUGGAUGCUUUGAGGUGAUUGCAAGCACGGAGGUUGAAGGCGUGUGUGGGGCUACUCUCAUAGUUUGUCCCACGGCGAUACUGAAGCAGUGGCAGGAAGAAAUCGUCAGGCACACAAAACUGGAUGCAGUGAAAGUUCUAGUUUACGAAGGCGUGAAACGGGGUUGCAUCACAUUGGGAGAAAAAAAUUCUGGUCUGAGAAAGGUGGGAGCACACGAUUUGGCAGCAGCAGAUGUGGUAAUUACUACCUAUGAUGUUCUUCGAGCGGAUUUAAGUCACGAUAUUGAAGAAGAGAACCAACAAACUUUACGGUUUGAGAAGAAGUACCACGUGAUUGCCACCCCUCUCACAAGAUUGAAGUGGUGGAGAAUUUGCUUGGACGAAGCACAGAUGGUGGAGUCUAGUACUGCUAAAGCAACUGAAAUGGCUAUGAGGCUGCAUGCGGAGAACAAGUGGUGUGUUAGCGGAACGCCCAUUCAACGGGGGCUGGAUGAUUUGUAUGGCUUGCUUAGAUUUCUACAAGCGGAGCCGUUUGACAAUCAUACUUGGUGGCAGCAAGCCAUAAAACAUCCUUACGAGAAAGGAAAAAUGGGAGCAGUUAACUUUGCUCAUUCCUUUUUCCGUGAGAUUAUGUGGCGGUCUAUGAAGAUCGAUGUCAUAGACCAGCUAGAUAUUCCUCCUCAAGAAGAGCGAAUUACCUGGCUCAAGUUUUCGGGUGUCGAGAACCACUUUUAUAGGCAACAACACGAGCAAUGCGUGAAGAGAGCCAGAGAAGUUAUUGAGAAGUACUCAUUAGGUGAUGGUCGACCUCUAAAUCAUAUGGAUGCCUCAAAGUUAAUGAACCCCUUGUUGAGGCUGCGACAAGCUUGUUGCCAUCCUCAAGUGGGGAGUUCGGGAGUACGCUCGUUGCAGGCAUCACCACUGCCGAUGGAUGAAGUCUUGGAGGUCCUAAUUGAGAAAGCUAAAACUGAAGGAGAAGAAGCUCAACGAGGUCUUGUUGCUUCGUUGAACGGACUGGCAGCUCUGGCGAUUAUCGAGGAAAACAUCCCCAUGGCUGUCUCCAUUUACCGAGAAGCACUAGCAUCCACGGAGGAAAAUGCGACUAAUUUUGAAGUUGAUCCGCUUCAGAAAGUGCAUAUUUUACACAAUUUGGAAGAGUCACUCAGAAACUGCAAGGAUGACGCAUUGAGCAAAAUUCCAAGAACUCUGAGGGAUGAUAUGCUGAUCAGUCAAUGCGACGAAUUACGAAAGAAGUACGUCAGUGGCCAGUAUGCAAAUCUUGCUGCGGCUCAGCAAGACUUUCACGCUGCACACAAAGAGAUUGCUUCUGCUCAGUCUGAUGAUAAAUCUUCAAGAUGGAGCCGCUGGUGGCUAGAUGCUUUUGCAUGGGUUCAAUCAUCGAGCAAACGAAGUGACCACCUAUUGGAGCGAAUAAAGCACGGGCUGGAAGAUGUAAAUCGUGCUGGUGGUCGGAAUGCUUCUAGUCUUAUUCUAAGAUACCACGACCUUAACGGCCUCAAGUUCUUACUAAGCCAGGAGCUGGAUGCUCUCCAUGAGACUCGUGACCACGUACUGAGUCGCUUACUUGAAGUGGAUGGCGGGAUGCAGAAUCCGAAUCCCGAUUAUGUGCAGCGCGCUGGACAAUGUUCCCAGUGCCAGCCUAGACACACUGGGAUAACUUGUGUUCAUUGUGCGAUUGAUCUCAUGUUUCAGAAAUAUGCAAAUAGGCUAUUUUACUUGACGUCCCGAGCAGCUGAAUUAGAUGGCAUUGUCACUGCAGAAGACGCCUUUGUUUCUCAAGUACGUUCACUGGUUAAGGGAAACACGGAAACUGAGACGAACACAGGCAGGAGAAAAGGAGCAGCAGUAGCUGCGGUUACGCAUAGAUGUUCUGAAACGGAAAUGGUUUUAAAGAUUUUACUUGCAUACAUGAAGGCGGAAACGAACUUUGAGGAUGAGAUAGAAGCCGCAAAGAAGCAUCUCGAGUAUCUUGAAGCAUUGCGUAGCGAAUAUGCAGCGGCGAGACGCUUGACAACAGCACAACAAUUAGUUCUAACUGCAUUGGACGAGCUGAGCAUGUCGACAACAAGGCUAUGUUUGCAAGGUGCCAAGGCUGCAGACGGCAAUCCUUUUGGUGAUGAAGGCUACGAGAUAGCAAUUAGAAACGCGGAGCUUACCAACGAAAAAUUUGUUGCUGUUGAGAAUCUAUCUCGUGUGAAGAGGCAGCUCAGAUACUUGAAGGGUCUAAGGAAUAAGAAGGACGAGGGGCAUAACAGUUUGGAAGGAGAAAUUUGCCCAGUUUGCCACGAUGCCUUAGAAUCUGGAGCAAUGGUCCUUCCGUGCGGCCAUUUGCUUUGUGGCAAGUGUUUGAAUCUUAUUGUGAACCGCCAGAAAGCACCAGCGAACGGUGCUGAUUUCAAGCGCAUUGCAUGCCCAACGUGCAGACAACAGACUUAUGUCUCUAAUAUUGCUUAUGCCAAUGCUGAAGGGGCUUCUUCAAAAAUUGCGGAAAACCUCCAGGAAGAAGAAGAGGACGAAGAAAAAUCUAUAACCGUGGCAGGGUCGUACGGAACAAAGAUUGAAGCUGUCGUCAGGAGAAUUCUUAGUCUGAAAGAAGACGAUCCGUUUGUGAAAAUUCUUGUGUUCUCGACGUGGCAAGAAGUGCUGGACUUGUUAGAACACGCACUGAAGAGCAACAAGCUCAGCUGGGUUCGAUUAAAGCAGCGCAGACAAAUGGGUUCUUCCAUCUUGGAAUUUAAGAAGGAGAACAUUCAAGUCAUGUUACUGCCCAUACAACAUGGUGCCAAUGGCCUGAACUUAAUAGAGGCCCAACACGUUAUUUUGGUGGAGCCUUUGCUCAAUCCGGCAGUAGAAGCUCAGGCUAUCAAUCGAGUCCACCGGAUUGGCCAACGUCUAAAGACACUUGUACAUAGAUUCAUUAUACGUAACACUGUGGAGGAGAACAUCUACAAAAUGAGCCAGCAGAAGACGAACCUCCUUCCAAUGAAACAAAAAGAGCAGCCUCUUUCAGCGAAUGACAUGAACAGCUUACUAGCUUGGGACGAACCGAAAGAGAACACAGCUACUUCAAACACCCCCAGUGGUUCUACUCGUGAUACUUUCCGAGAUUUAACUCCGGCUCAAGCUGCUGCUGCUGCUGCUGAAUCGCGGCUCUUGCGACUACAGGCCAACGCUUGCCUAUAGAUUCUUUAGAAGGAACAUUCUUUAAUCGAAAGAUGAGCUUUCUCA
Molecule: messenger RNA, 4416 nt
Organism: Selaginella moellendorffii
Lineage: Eukaryota; Viridiplantae; Streptophyta; Lycopodiopsida; Selaginellales; Selaginellaceae
Product: E3 ubiquitin-protein ligase SHPRH
Exons: 19
Coding region: 1-4371 (1456 amino acids)
Molecular function (GO): ATP-dependent chromatin remodeler activity; ATP binding
Source: RefSeq, a predicted model, not a curated record